This is a messenger RNA of Dreissena polymorpha, 861 nucleotides long. Its product is annotated as frataxin homolog, mitochondrial-like. Gene Ontology annotation, molecular function: ferroxidase activity; ferrous iron binding; 2 iron, 2 sulfur cluster binding. The coding region runs from base 73 to 585 and encodes 170 amino acids. The record is from RefSeq and is a predicted model, not a curated record. The transcript has 5 exons. Gene Ontology annotation, biological process: iron incorporation into metallo-sulfur cluster; intracellular iron ion homeostasis. NCBI's taxonomy places the organism in Eukaryota, Metazoa, Mollusca, Bivalvia, Myida, Dreissenidae. Gene Ontology annotation, cellular component: mitochondrion.
CAAAACUGUAAAGUGAAAGUAGAAACUAAAAUUAACCACAACAAGGUACCUGUUUGUUAAUGCCCUACGAUAAUGGACAAGCUUCAAACCAUAAAUUUCCUUUGGAAAAAAUGUGGAAGAAAUUUACAAAGGAAUUGUCAGAAUGGAGUACAAAGACUUCUUUCUCAUCCUGUUCCUUUGAAGCGAUGCAUAUCAGACUUCAGGAUACCUACAGAAAUUCAAGUCUGCAAAAGACCUCCAUUAAAAGUAUUCACAGCACAGUACUCCACAGUGUCUGAAUUAAGCCCAGCGGAAUAUGAAGAGAUUGCUGAUGAGACUCUAGACUCCUUGACAGAGGCCUUUGAAGAUCUGCCAGAAAGAUUGGAGUGUCAUCCAGAAUAUGAUACGGGCUACAGUAGUGGAGUCCUGACAGUGAAGGUUAGCCCAGAAUGGGGAACAUACGUGAUCAAUAAGCAGUCACCAAACAAGCAGAUAUGGUUCUCAUCUCCAAAGAGCUUAUUUAUUUCAGUGGUCCAAAGCGAUUUGACUUCAUUGGUGGCAAGUGGAUAUACAGUCAUAGUGGUGAAAUUCUACAUGAAUUGUUGACUGAUGAAAUAUCUAAAGCUAUAGGCCAUUCUGUAGACUUCACCCGGUAUUCAUAUGGAAAGAGAUAGCACAAACAUGUACAGUUUUACAGUUGUAAUAUUCAGAUAAGAAGAGACAAGCGAUUCAAGCUAGGUUAUGAAUACCUGUUUUUACUACCACUAUCAAAAAUGUUAUUUCAUUCAAAAGAAGUGACAUUAUACCAGUGCGAGUUACAGCAUAACGGUGGACAACUUAUAUUUUGUUGUAGAAAGUUAUAUUAUUAAAACUGUUAUUGCA